CAGACUGAAGGCGUAAACGGUAAAGUUACAGAACUGGUCUGAUAAUGAAAGAGAUGUGACGGUGACGGGAAUCUGCGGAAAUGUCUGUCGUGUCGGUAUCUCUGUGUGUGCUCGGGGGGGUCGUCAUUGUGUGUGAGAUUGUGAGGAGAGCGAUUCCGAGCCUGUUGUCUGGGAACAGGAGAGAUUGUGGUAUCUACACUGCGGAGAUCAUUUCUACGGUUCAGCUUUGCGCAUGCGCUCACGAGUUAAAGCUUCUGUCGGAAGAUGCGCCUGAAAUCGCACUAAGCCUCACUUACGUUGUGUCGGUGAUCCACGCGCUGACGUUCCGAGGCGCUACCGGUAACCCAAAUGCGACGCUCGAGCGCUACUGGUGUAACUCUCUGGAUGGCGCAUGCGCACUGCGGAGGAUCGCGUGCCAGUUUGCUGCGUCCGUGGCUGCUUCUUUGGCGAUGCGCCGCACGUGGGCUUUCGGAUUCUCGGAUCUACACGCGCGCCAUGAGCGAGCCGGCUUCACGUGCGCGAGUCCGAUCGCUAACGUGCAUCUGCUGCAAGCCGUGACCGUGGAGCUCGCGUGCGCAUUUGUUGUGCACGUAGCCGUGACUCUCACGCGCGGUGUGGAAGAAAAGUACAGAGUGCACGCUGUAGCCGCCGUGAUCACUACAGUGGUGUAUGCAGGUGGCAGCACAACAGGAGCUGUGUUCAACCCGGCACUGGCUUUCUCAGCACAGUUCCCCUGCACUGGCAGCACAUUCGCAAAGAAUGGGCUCGUCUACUGGCUGGGACCCGUUUUAGGCAUGGCAUGCUCUCUCCUGCUGUUUCAUAAAGUCGGUAUGGCUUUUACAACAAAGAGCCCAUCUCACAAGGACCAGAACCUUCAUGCUGUCAAGAAGAAAAAGAAGAGAAACUGAACAAAACUGGAAGCGUGAACAUUGUUUCUUCGCUCAAUUUUAUAAAUGCUGGAUAAUGUUUUAGAACUAUAGCACAGGCGCAUAGGAAGGUAUCUGUUUUUAGCAGGACUUGAAAUAGGCGUUGGUUUGAAUGGGAUAUUUUAUUUUAUCUUACACUCUUACACAUCCUAUAAUGGUGAGAAGAGUUAGAACGUAAAUGUACAUAUACAUACUGUAUAUAUAAUUAUCUAACAAUAGAGUUAAUUAAUAAAUAACUGCUGGUGCUGCUAGACAUUACAGCAAAAAGUAACUGGAAAUUAGUAGCACAAACACACAACAGGUCAAAAGACCAGAGUUUGCAUGAAUUUAAUGUGAAUUAUCAUAACUUCCAUAAUAGGUGGAUAUACGGGUGUGAUGUUUAUAGUGUUUAUGGAGUUCAUUAAUCUUUACUCUAUACCCCUAUAAGGCGGACGAUAUCCAUGACGGACAUCAACAGAGAAAUGAAUGUUAUAUCAACUACUGUUUAAACGGUUUCACAGCUGCAGUUUAUAAAAAGUGUUGGAUGUCGUCUCUUUUGAUAGUGAAGAAGUGUUCAUUGUACGAGUUAGCCUUAAGCACAUACCGUGAAACAUUACAAAGCAAGAAAAUAGGUUAUUUUUAUGUUCAGACCUAUCCAUUGUUUAUACAUCAUAUUCAUAUUCAAGUAUGUACUAAAAAGUGUAUCUUUGUGUGUGAUGGAUAAGCUUUAGAGUUAAAAUUUUUAAAAAGGUAUUUGGACAAAGUUUCAACCAUGACAACAGAUAUGUCUCAAUCAGCAUGCUAGCUAACUCGCUAGUGGUGAAUCACUAUGUUGUGCACACUAUGUCAGGGCACUGUCAUGGACGCUGGAUCACUAAACAAUCGGACACUGAUGACUCAAAUUCUUCAGAAGUCAGUGUAAAAACCCAAACAUAUAAAAUAUUUCUGAUUUAUCUUCUUCUUCUUCUUGCGGCUUUUCCCUUCAGGGGUCGCCACAGCGAAUCAUCUUUCUCCACCUAACCCUAUCUUCUGCAGCCUCAACACUUGCACCCACUAGCUUCAUAUCCUCAUUAAUUACAUCCAUAUACCUCCUCUUUGUCCUUCCUCUUUGCCUCCUGCCUGGCAGCUCCAUGUCCAACAUUCUCCUACCAAUAUACUCACUCUCCCUCCUCUGAACAUGUCCAAACCAUCUUAAUCUGGCCUCCCUAACUUUGUUCCCCAAACGUCCUACAUGAGCUGUCCCUCCGAUGUACUCGUUCCUAAUCCUGUCCAAUCUUGUCACUCCCAAAGAGAACCUCAACAUAAAUCAUCUAAAUAUAGCUUAAUCAUACACUGGUCUCUCAUGGUCCUUCUUUCCGGAUCUGAAGAUAGCUAGUGGAUUUUUUAAAAUAUUUUUUAAUAUUAAACAGAUUAAGAUUAAACACUUCAAAAUUGCUAGGCUCAAGUCGUAUAUACUGUUGAACAUAUUAAUGAAAGUUUAAACUUCAUAAUUUAAGAGCUUCAACCACUACAAUGACAAGCUUAAUAGAUUGUAUAAAGUUCAGUUUGUCCGUUUUCUUUCAAGCUGAGAAGCUUCAGAAAAUAUGACCAUUCAUUUCGAGUGGAGGAACAUAGUAGGCUAAGAUGUUUCCUGGUUUUUCAGUGCAGGAAGUGAAUGUUCUUGAAGCCUUGAAGGACUUUGUAAUGAUGAGGGACAGUCAUUAAACUGUCUGACUCCCUGAUCAGUUCUCUGACAGCUAAACUCGGAGCUGAUUGAGACACACAUAAUGUUUGUUUCUUUCGAUUCUGAGCUAUUUUAACUGACAAGUAAUUAUUCCUCAGAACUAUUCCUUAAAUAUCAAUUCUACUAAUCUACUAAUAUCAAAUGACUACUAAUUAUACGCACAUUAUUGCUGGAAUUUCUGGCCAGGGAUGAAAUCUGCCAGUAGUCUGAAGUGAAUAUCUAAUAAAGCACAAUUCUAAUACCUCUGAUAUACAGACACUGGACCAAGCUAACUUCAUCAAUCCUUAUUUCAAUGCUAAUAAAUGUCUUGCAAUAAAGGAAUGGCAUUAUACAGCAAA
Molecule: messenger RNA, 2966 nt
Organism: Tachysurus vachellii
Lineage: Eukaryota; Metazoa; Chordata; Actinopteri; Siluriformes; Bagridae
Gene: aqp11
Product: aquaporin 11
Exons: 3
Coding region: 81-908 (275 amino acids)
Biological process (GO): transmembrane transport
Cellular component (GO): membrane; cytoplasm
Molecular function (GO): channel activity
Source: RefSeq, a predicted model, not a curated record